Magnolia sinica is the source of this 1717-nucleotide messenger RNA. RefSeq lists its product as uncharacterized. The coding region runs from base 235 to 1338 and encodes 367 amino acids. The transcript is spliced from 6 exons. NCBI's taxonomy places the organism in Eukaryota, Viridiplantae, Streptophyta, Magnoliopsida, Magnoliales, Magnoliaceae. The record is from RefSeq and is a predicted model, not a curated record.
CAGAGCCGAGAAAACCAGAUAAAGGAAAAACGCAGUCCUUCCUUCGUCGCUUCAAUUUCCAGAUUUGCCCUUCUUACACCCAAAAUUUUACAAUACUGCCAUUCCGUCCUUCCGAUCUCAAACCCUCAAAAAAAAAGAAAAAAACCAGUAUAAAUAACAGAAAUUUAGGGUUUUUUUCGUCCUCUCCCUUCUUCUUUUUCCUGAAAUUUCUUCAUUUUCUCGAAUUCUCUCCAAAUGCUAGGGUCCGGAUCUUUUCCCCUCUCUCGCAAUCACAAUGGUGAUCGCUUCUACAAUCCCCCGGCAAUCCGUCGACAGCUCCAGCAGCAGCAACAACAGCAGCAGCAGCAGCGGCAGUCGAAGGCGAAGGCGUCGGCGGUCUCAGAAUCCCGUGAGGCGGAGAAUCUCGCCGAGUCUGAUGAUCUCUCGUUGAAACCCAGCGUCUGCUCCCCGCCAAGGCCCCCUUCCGGUAAUCUGGAUCGGUUCCUUGAAUCGACGACUCCGAUUGUUCCUGCCCAGUAUUUUUCCAAGACAAGUAUGAGGGGAUGGAGAAAUUGCGAUGGGGAGUUCCAUCCGUAUUACAACCUUGGGGAUCUUUGGGAGUCGUUUAAAGAGUGGAGUGCAUAUGGGGCGGGAGUGCCGUUAGUGCUGAACGGGAGCGACUCAGUUGUUCAGUACUACGUGCCGUACUUGUCAGGUAUCCAGCUGUACGUUGACUCGUCGAAGCCUUCGUUGAGGUCAAGGCGGCCAGGUGAAGAAAGCGACGGUGAGUCAUGUAGAGACACAAGUAGUGAUGGGAGUGAUCUCGAAGUUGAUAGAUCCAAACAUCAUGGUGAGAUUUCUAGCGCUGCUCGAGGGCAUCCUGUAUUUGAGUACCUCGAACGGGAUCCUCCAUACAGUCGGGAGCCUUUAUCUGACAAGAUUUCAUUUCUCGCAUGCCACUUUCCCGAGCUGAAGACAUACAAGAGCUGUGACCUACUGUCCUCGAGCUGGAUUUCGGUGGCUUGGUACCCAAUAUAUCGGAUACCCACAGGCCCGACACUGCGGGAUUUGGAUGCUUGUUUUUUAACCUUCCACUCCCUAUCAACACCUUGUAGAGGUACAAGUAGCUGCCAGCUGCAGAUUCGUGGGCGCACAAUGGACAUGUCUGCAAAGCUGUCAUUACCUGUCUUUGGCCUUGCCUCGUACAAGUUCAGAGGGUCAAUUUGGACUCCAAAUGGAGUUUAUGAACGGCAACGAGCAAGUUCGCUGUUGCAAGUUGCGGACAACUGGCUUCAACUCCUACAGGUGGAUCACCCCGAUUUCCGGUUCUUUGUUUCACACAAUACAUACAGGGGUUGAAGGGCCGGAUGUUAUGAAGGGGUGCCCAAGUGGAGCCAUUGAUCUUGAACAAGUAUAUAUUGCUUUAGAAGCACAGAAAACCCACAACAGAACUCCCCCACCUAAGUUGCUCCGGUAUGCCCACUCUUCUUAAUUUAUGUAAAUUUGGAUUUACAUAUUAAUACAAGAGGUCCAUUUCCUCUACAAAGAAAGGAAUGUUUCUUCAUCUCAAAACGAAGAAAAGCUGUGGAAGAGAUUUGAAUUCUGCUUUCAAGAUGAUGGGACACAAGGCCCCCCAUUUUAUUUCUCCUUAACUUUGUUUCAUGGGAUGGCGACUGCUACGGUCAUCUUUUUUGUAAAGGGUGAGAGCAAUAGCAGGUAUGUACUGCCUCUUUGUUUA